This is a messenger RNA of Arabidopsis lyrata subsp. lyrata, 1979 nucleotides long. Its product is annotated as nucleolin 1. Gene Ontology annotation, biological process: mRNA splicing, via spliceosome. NCBI's taxonomy places the organism in Eukaryota, Viridiplantae, Streptophyta, Magnoliopsida, Brassicales, Brassicaceae. The coding region runs from base 222 to 1850 and encodes 542 amino acids. The transcript is spliced from 22 exons. Gene Ontology annotation, cellular component: U2-type prespliceosome; U1 snRNP; precatalytic spliceosome. The record is from RefSeq and is a predicted model, not a curated record. Gene Ontology annotation, molecular function: U1 snRNA binding; mRNA binding.
CUUCUUCUCACACCACUCCACUCGUCAACAAGCUCUCACCUUUUCUACAAAAUUCUCUAAAUUUGGCGUCGAUCGGAAUUCUCAGAUGAGAGCAAUGAGGGCAGUAAUCGAAAGAGUCUCUCAUCUUCCUCCGUCACGUUGGAGCGAGCUUUGGCAAGAGCAAACAGUGGGAUGAUUUGGAGGAAGAAGAAGAUGAAGAGAGAAAGGAGGAGGAUCACGAUAUGCUUCUUUAUCAAGCUAAGCGAAAACCGGAAGAUGAUUUGGAAACCAAACCCAUUCUCAAGAAACAUAAGGAAAUAUCCGAGAAGGAGAAGGAGAUAACCGAAGGAUUUGCUGAUAGUCUCCACCAGGUCGAGUUGUUGGAGACAAAAUCUGAUCAGCCUAAUUUAAUCUCAGUGAAGGAAGCUGCCGUAAGAAAAAAGACGCUCUUUAUUGAAACUCUCCCUUACGAUACUGAAAUACCAAAUAUCAUCGAUUUCUUCAAAAAGGUUGGAGAAGUUGUUCGUGUUCGACUUAUUCUAAACCUCAAGGGUACGCUUGUGGGCUGUGGCUUUGUUGAGUUUGCUUCCUCUAACGAAGCAGAGGAGGCGCUGCAAAAGAAGAACGGUGAAUAUUUGUGCGGUCAUAAGAUUGUUCUUGAUGUGGCUAAUAAGGGAGCUAAAUACCUUCCACCCAAGUAUUGCAUAGAUCACAAGGUUUGUUACGAAGAUUACCUUCGACGAGAAAGCCUUCCGAUAGAAGAAGAUGAGACACCUCCUGGUUUUGUUGAGAAAGUACUCUUUGUUGCCAAUCUCUCUCCCCAAACUAAAAUAUCAGAUAUCAAAGAUUUCUGCAAAGAUGUUGGAGAAGUUGUUAGUGUUCGACUUAUUGUAAACCACGAGUGUAAGCAUGUUGGCUAUGGCUUUGUUGAGUUUGCUUCUGCUAACGCAGCGAAGAAGGCGCUGGAAAAGAAGAAUGGUGAAUAUUUACACGAUCAUAAGAUUUUGUUGAUGAAAGGACUUGAUGAAACUCCCGAUUUUGUUGAGGCAGUUGCUGUAAGAAAAAAGACGCUCUUUGUUGCCCAUCUCUCUCACCAAACUGAAAUAUCACAUAUCAUCAGUUUCUUCAAAGAUGUUGGAGAAGUUGUUCAUGUUAGACUUAUUGUAGACUAUGCGGGCAAGCAUUUGGGCGAUGGCUUUGUUGAGUUUGCUUCUGCUAACGAAGCAGAGAAGGCGUUGGAAAAGAAGAACGGUGAAUAUUUGCACGAUCGCAAGAUUUUACUUGAUGUGGCUAAGACAGCUCCAUACCCUCCACGACCCAAGUAUUGCAUAGAUCACAAGGUGUGGUAUGAAGACUACAUUCGACGAGAAAGCCUUCUGAUAGAAGAAGAUGAGGCAGUGGAAGGACAUGAUGAAACUCCUGAUUUUGUUGAGGAAGUUGCGGUAAGAAAAAAGACGCUCUUUUUUGCAAAUCUCUUUUACAGAAUUAGAAUAUCAAAUAUCAUCAAUUUCUUCAAAGAUGUUGGAGAAGUUGUUGGUGUUCGACUUAUUGUAAACCAUAGGGGUGAGCAUGUGUGCUGUGGCUUUGUUGAGUUUUCUUCUGCUAAUGAAGCAAAGAAGGCGCUGCAAAUGAAGAAUGGUGAAAAUUUCCUUGGUCGUUUUAUUUUUCUUGACGUGGUUAAGUUAGCUCCAUACCCAAUCCGACCCAAGUACAACCUUGUAGAGAAGCUUUGGUUCGAAGAGUACCUUCGACGACAAUACCUUCUAAUAGAAGAUAAUUUGGAGACCAAACCGAAUAAGAAGAAACAGAAGGCACCUACUAUGAUGAGCAGAUUCUGCGGUAAGAAGAUUACCUUCUCUUACGACGACUGAUAGAAGAAGAUGAAGCUUUUUGAUGUUUUAAAACUUGUGAUAUUUAGGUAACCUUGAUUUAUAACGAAUACUUAAGCAUCUUGUAGCAUUAUUGACUUUGAUUUUCAAUUAAAUUAACUCAAUUCAUGU